UAAUAAUAUUUCGUCAGUCAUUAUAAGCAGCACAAUGUGCCUCUCUCCGCGUUACUACUCAGCCAGCAAUGCUGGUUAUUUACAUUGCUAACCAUGUACUGUCUGAGGUCGAUUGUGUUUUCAUUGCUGUUUGUGCUACUGUUGGCUGUUUUUAAUGUACACAGCACCAAUAUACCUCCACAUAUCCAACGCCAUGGCAUGGUGUACAAAUAUUCUCGUUUUUUCAGUUCAUUAAAACCUUUAGCCAUGUCUGAAAAAGUUGAGAAACGUAUUGAUGAUAUUGAAAAGUCUAUUGGAGACUCUCGGAUCUAUCGGGGAUUGGUGAUGAAAAAUGGUCUUACCGCUCUAUUGAUAAGUGAUCCCGAUACUGACAAGUCUGCCGCGUCUCUAUCAGUUGCAGUUGGUAGUUUGAGUGAACCUAAAGAUUUGCCAGGCUUAGCUCAUUUUUGUGAGCACAUGCUGUUUUUGGGUACUAAAAAAUAUCCAGUAGAAAAUGAAUUUACACAGUUUUUAACACAAAAUGGCGGAUCUUACAAUGCAUAUACUGCAAAUGAUCAUACAAAUUAUUAUUUUUCCACUAAAACAGAGUCAUUAAAACCAUCGUUGGACAGAUUUGCUCAAUUUUUCCUUGAACCUUUGUUUACAACAAGUGCAACUGAGAGAGAAAUUGGUGCUGUUAAUUCUGAACAUGAAAAAAAUGUUGCUGAUGAUUUUUGGCGUCUAGCACAGUUAGAAAAAAAUGCAGCUGAUCCAAAUCAUGCUUAUAACCAAUUUGGAACAGGUACAAAAGAGACAUUAUGGAAUCUUCCUAAUUCAAAAAACAUUAGUGUUCGUGAUCAACUAUUGGAGUUCCAUUCUAAAUGGUACUCUUCUCAUUUAAUGUAUUUAACUAUACUCGGAAAAGAGGAUUUAAAUACUUUGGAAGAAUUGGCUGUAUCUUUGUUUGGAGAUAUUGAAAAAAAAAAUGUAGAUAAGCCAUAUUGGAAAGAUCCAAUUUAUAAAGAAGAACAAUUGGCAACUAAGACUGUUGUAGUUCCAGUAAAAGAUAUUAGAGUGCUAUCUGUCAAUUUUCUUAUUCCUGAUCAAAGGCAAUACUAUAGAAGCAUGCCUAGCAGAUAUUUGAGUGCUUUAUUUGGCCAUGAAGGUCCUACAAGUAUUCUAACAGUUUUAAAAAAAAAAGGAUGGUCUAGUAAACUGUCAGCUGGUAAUAAAUUUGAAGCUAGGGGAAUUGAACUUUUUGAUAUUGAUGUAGAUUUAACAGAAAAAGGAGUUGAUCAUGUUGAUGACAUUAUUAAAUUAAUUUUUCAAUAUGUGAAUAUGUUAAGACAUGAAGGACCUCAAGAAUGGUUCCAUGAUGAAAAUAGUAACAUUAGUUCAAUGCAAUUUCAAUUUAAAGAUAAAGGUUCUCCUUUAGAUUAUGUUUAUCGAUUAUCUUCUCAUAUGAUAAAUUUCAAAUUAGAAGAUGUUUUAACAGCUGAAUAUCUAAUACGAGAGUGGAGACCUGAUUUAAUAGUAGAACUUUUAUCUUACUUUAGACCAGAUAACAUGAGAGCAACAGUAGUUUCCAAAGUAUUUGAAAACAAAACAGAUACUGUAGACAAAUAUUACGGAACACCAUACUCAAUAAUGCCAAUACCAACGGAGACUUUAAAUGAGUGGAGAAAAGAUGAUUUAUGCGAAGAUUUAAAAAUGCCACUAAAGAAUGAAUUUGUUGCUACAGAUUUUAAUUUAGUGCCAAUUGACAAAAAUGAACCAGGUCAUCCACAUAUUAUUCAUGAAUCACAUAUUUUGAGAUGUUGGUUUAAAACUGAUACAGAAUUCAGAUUUCCUAAAGCAUUUGUUUCAAUUGACUUUUUCAGCCAUAUUGUAAUGACUGAUCCAUUCCAUUGCAAUAUUAUGAGUCUUUUUGUAAGAUUAUUCAAUGAAGAUUUUUCAGAGUAUACAUGGGAUGCAACCAGAGCUAGUCUAAAUUUAAUCAUACAACCAAGUAGUUACGGUUUCAAGAUGCAAUUGAGUGGAUUUAAUCAUAAGUUGCAUAUUUUGCUAAAGAAAACUAUUGAUAAGCUUUUAACUUUCAAGAUAGAUCCUCUACGUUUUGAAAUUCUUAAAGAAGAAAAAAUUAGAGAUUUGAAGAAUAUUAACAUGGAACAACCUUAUCAUAGUGCAAUGAGGUAUAAUUCUAUAAUUUUAUCUGAAGAUGCAUGGGAUCCUAAUGAAUUAUUGGCUGCCAUUGAUGAUGUUAAUAUUAAAAACAUUGAGGAAUUUAUUGAAAAGUUCCUUUCCCAUAUGUUCAUGGAAUCAUUAGUAUAUGGCAAUAUAGAUAAACCUAAAGCAUUAGAACUUAUACAAAUACUAGAAACACCAUUUUUGGGUCGAAAUGGAUUCCGUAAAUUAUUACCACGUCAAAUGGUUAGGUCAAGAGAAGUACAACUUGAAGAUAGUGAAAGCGCAUUAUUCGAAACAACAAGUGAUCAUCACAGCAGCUCAUGUGUUUAUAUACAUUUACAAUGUGGAGUUCAGUCUAUAUUAAAUAAUAUGAUAGUUGGCUUAUUUAACGAAAUUAUCAAGGAGUCAUGUUUUAACACACUGCGUACACAAGAACAACUGGGGUACAUAGUGUUCAGUUCAUCAAGCAGAAGUCAUGGAGUACUAAAUUUGCGUAUUAUUGUACAAUCUGACCGUACUCCAAUGUAUGUUGAUACAAGAAUAGAAAACUAUAUAAACACUAUUGAGCAAUUAUUAAUGAAUAUGUCCGAAGAAGAAUUUAGCAAGUACAAAGAUGCUUUAGCUGUUAAAUUGUUAGAGAAGCCUAAGGGCUUAAUGAAACAAGCAGCUGUUUAUCAGAUAGAAAUUGACACACAAGACUACAAUUUUAACCGAGCACAAAUUGAAGUAGAAGCAUUAAAAUCAAUCGUCAAAAAUGAUAUUGUUGAAUUUUAUAAUGAUCAAAUCAGUCAAUCAGGGCCAAAACGACAUAAGUUAGCAGUACAUGUCAAAUCUACAUUAAAGAAUAGAAGCGUGGAAGAGGAUAAUAGUUUGAUACCAAACAACAAUAUCUCUUUAGUUAAGGAUAUAACAGAAUUUAAGAAGAAACAUAGACUGUUUCCAUUGCCAAGCCCAAUUAUACCUGUUGGACUCACAUCUACAAAAUCCAAGUUAUAAUACGUAUUUUAAAUUAUUUCUUACAAAAAUAUAUUUCUUGUAUUUUUAUACAUUUAAAUUAUAAUAAUUCAUAUCGAAUCAAAAUAAACAUAUAUUUUUUUUUUA
Messenger RNA from Rhopalosiphum maidis (corn leaf aphid), 3267 nucleotides. Its product is annotated as insulin-degrading enzyme-like. The transcript is spliced from 21 exons. Gene Ontology annotation, cellular component: mitochondrion; cytosol. The record is from RefSeq and is a predicted model, not a curated record. Gene Ontology annotation, biological process: peptide catabolic process. Bases 94 to 3162 code for a protein of 1022 amino acids. NCBI's taxonomy places the organism in Eukaryota, Metazoa, Arthropoda, Insecta, Hemiptera, Aphididae. Gene Ontology annotation, molecular function: metal ion binding; metalloendopeptidase activity.